Dracunculus medinensis (Guinea worm) is the source of this 2211-nucleotide messenger RNA. The record is from the annotation of a GenBank genome assembly. Lineage: Eukaryota; Metazoa; Nematoda; Chromadorea; Rhabditida; Dracunculidae.
AUGAAAAUAUCGGCCAGAGAAAAUGAUUUAUUCGAUUUAAGAGACUGGAAAAAAUUAGCACUUUUCACGAAAUGUGCGCAUUGUCGUUGCGUCGGAUGGAAGCGUUCCGAGCAUAUGAAUUUAUUAUAUUGUUCUGACAAUAAAGCGCUUAACGAAAUUUCCAUGAAAUCCACUUGUAAAACUUGUCAGCACUCUUUAGACUUCGACAGUGAUUUUGCAGAAGAACAUUUGGAUUUGGUAAAGAAGAAGAAAGAUCGAGAAGUGAGGGUUUUAAUUCAAAUGGCUUGUGAUACUUGGGAUAUGCACCAGCGCAUUCUAGGCAGUGAAAAUUAUGAAGCUAUAUUUCAUUCAUUCAAAUUUCUUAUGCGAAAACUGGGUUCUACUCCUAAGCAAAUUGCAUUAAGCCAUUUGGGUAGCCCGCCUUUCGAACCUCUUUCAAUAAUUAAAAUUGUAUGUAAUUUUCUUGUCGUCAAAAAUGAAGGUAGGAGAAGAGAAAUUGAAAACGAAAUCGAUACAGCAUCAACUUUUCUUCGUUCCAUCAAUGAAUGGAAUUUACCUGUACCGAAAUCAUCUGAAUUGUCUAUGAAAGAUCUCUUAAAUUAUCGCAUAAUUUAUGCUCGGUGGAUGCAGUUUUGUUCGCUUCCUCGAGAAUAUCGAUCUUUGCAACGAUAUCCUGUAGUAAAGAGUUUCGGUCGAAAAUUUUUGAUUUUACUACUGCGAUAUUAUAUUGCUGAUCUUCAGCAAAGAAGUUCCUUCAUUGAUGAACAGAAUGCUAUAAAUUUUGCUACAGAUUUGAACACCAUGUUAGCCACUAACGACUCGAUUUGUGAUCCAUCCGUUUCAUAUGCUUUGCCAGAAGGGAUUCGCAUUCCGUCACCUAAGCGAGGGCGUUGUUUAUGGAAUACAUUAUCUGGUCACCAUUCUGAAACAACGUCAGAAUGUUCAGAGGGUGAUGAUCGUUGCAACAAAGAUUCUGUCAAACUCAUUAUGAUGGAUGAAGAAGUUGAAGGUGAUAUUAGUGAGGAUUUGAUGAAUCGAAUUAUUGUUCGCUCCGAAAUACUGGCUAAAAAACCAAAACCUUUCACUCAUAAAAUGGAUUCAUUUGAGUUAGAUGUUGCAAGGAGUGAGGCUUCAAGGCAAGAAGAAAAAGAUGGGAUCAUUUCAUUUCACGUCAUUUCAAACAACAUGGAAGCUAACCAGAAUCCAGAAAAAAUUGCGUGGUUAUUGCAGUUACAAGGUUUAUUUAGUACACAGUUGCCUCGAAUGCCUAAGGAAUAUAUCACUCGCCUAGUUUUCGAUUAUCGUCAUAAAAGUCUUGUUCUUGUCAAACAAGGUCGCGGUGUCAUUGGUGGAAUUUGCUUUCGUCAAUUCUAUACUCAAGAUUUCAUUGAAAUCGUUUUUUGUGCUAUUACUGCAAAUGAACAGGUGAAAGGUUAUGGUACUCAUAUGAUGAAUCAUCUAAAGGACUACCACGUCGGCACAUGCCAUAUAUAUCAUUUCUUGACCUAUGCUGAUGAAUAUGCGAUUGGUUACUUCAAAAAACAAGGUUUUUCAGAAAAAAUUGCUAUUGAAAAGAAAAAGUAUCAUGGUUUCAUUAAAGAUUAUGAAGGUGCUACUCUGAUGGGUUGUCAGCUACAUCCGAGAGUAAUUUACACCAAUUUCGCUCUUAAUGCGAAGAAAUUGAACGAUUUGUUCGAAAGUGCUGUGAAAGAAUGUUUCUCAGAAUGUGGUAAAAAGCAUGCUGGUAUCGAGCAUAUUUUCGAACAGUAUCGGGGAUCGGUGGUGCCUUGUGCUGCAAUUCCGGGAAUGGAACAUCUUAGUGAUGAGGAUAGUGAACCAGAUCAAGACAUGGACCAUAAGAUUAAAACUAUAUUACAAAAAUUACGAGCAGACCAAGCGGCCUGGCCAUUUUUGAAGCCAGUUGAUUCUGAAGAAGUUCCUGAAUAUUAUGACUUUAUAAAAUAUCCUAUGGAUCUUAAAACAAUGACCGAUCGUUAUAAGCAGAAAUAUUACGUUCAUGUAAGAAUGUUGGAAAGAAUGUUUAUCGCUGAUCUUCGUCGAAUGUUAAACAACUGCUUCAGAUUCAAUGCCCCACAAACAUUGUAUUACAAAGCAGGUUGUGAUCUUGCGAAAAUAGCGAACCGUUUAACGAAGAAUGCAUUUCCUAAAUCAGAUAUAUUUCCUGAGGCACCGGAGUUUCUGCCAAUUUGA